ACGUUCUGAUGGUCACUCUGAUCUGAAGCUCUAAGAUACUGCAUGCACGCAGCAUGCGAAGGAUUAGCGACCUCGGCGCUAGAAUUUCCGAACAGUCCGCGUACAAAUUUCGUCGCACAGAUCCGAACGAUUGUGCAUGCAAUCCGCGCAUUUAGCGGAAGAGCGCAUGCGCGAACUGCAAAUCAAAUGAUUCGGGGAAGGCUGGCGGUCGUUAGCGGAGGGCAUCGGCCCCCACGCAGGCCAGAGGGACGAGGUCGAUGAAGCUGUGUCGGAGUUCCGACCUAACGAGGAAUGAGUGGGAAGCAGAUGGGCGAUGGCGAAUUGCGUUUUGCGCGUGCGAAGUCGGAUUCCCCUCGAGGUCUUUACGGGUCGACGGGCGAGGUCCUCGGCGCCACUAGUCAGAGGCGAUGAUGCAGGUCGUGAGAAAUAAGCCUCGGCUGUCAUUACAGCCAACGCGAAUGUGCAAGGAGUGGCUGUAGUCGGGAGUUUGCGAAAGCAUUGUGGAAGAUGCAAUGUCACAUUCCGUUUCUUGACGUGCGCAGAAACUUGCAUCGUGUUUAAUUUCGGGGAAAAUGAGUGUGUGCGUGUCUCCUGUGUUGGCUCCGGCUUGGAAUGUGGACCUCGAGUUGCAGAAAGAACUGGAUGCCGUCAGCAUCCGCUCCCACUUGUCAUCAUCGUCAUCCUCAGCAGGAGAUGACGAAUAUGAGACGAAAGGAGACGAUCGAGAGGCUUUGGCUUUAGCAACGAACGCACGACUCGAUAUGCUCCUUGAUGGCUGGCGUGUCAAAGAGAAAAAGCUUCAAGAGUAUGAACAAACGUUGAAUAGAAUACGGCUCUGGCAAGGAGGUUUGAUAAGCGACGAGGAAAUGAGGGGAAAGGAAUCCGAAGAUAAGAGUGUCUCUAGUUCCAAACACCAUAUUCACUCUGACCCUCCAGAGCAGGUGAGACCCCAGACGAAAUUUUUGGCGGAGGCUACAUCAAUGAGUAAAACUCACGAGGUCAAGGAGACUGAAACGCAGAGAGACUUGAAGCAGUCCCUCGAUUGUAUAAAAUUGAGUCCAAUAGCGACAAGGGUGCCAGACUUCAUCACUCGCCUCGGAGAAACACCUCAAGAGUCACCCUGUAGCAAUUCCCUUGAUGCUGUGAGCUCUUGCAAUACAAGCACAGAGAAACAUGACAACUCCGAUUUGAAGUUCUCGAAGACGAAUCCGGAAUACCGAGAAAGCAAGGAAACCGUAUGUAGCGAAUCUUGUUCCUCCGCAGGUGACUUUGAAGAAGAUGCGAUAACUCUCCUUAAUGCUAGGAGAACAAAAAUGCUAGAGGAAUUCAGAGCUGCAGAGGUACAAAGAACUAGAGAAUGGAAUCAAAGACGGAAGGUUGAUAGUGAGGAGUCCGAACGGAAAAUGGCUCUGGCAUCUGAAAGGCGACAGGAGCUAGAAGUGGAGCUGCAAAAAGAACAAAGAACGAAACUUGCCACUCUCGAAACGGAGCAAAGAAGGAAAUUGAGGUUGCUUGAGGAGCUACAAAGAACGGAAGAAAGCAACCUGGAAUCGGAGAAACAAGAGAUGGAAGUAAGAUACAAGGCGCUCACGGACAUAUCAGAUACAUACAAGCAUUUGGAGGAGGAGCUGGACUUGAGAAGGUUGGACCACGACGAUACAGUAAGGGAAAUGCUUAGUCAGGCUAUUCGGUCGCAGGAACAGAUUUAUAAUCCAGGAAUUUCAAACUUACAAGAAGAUGCAGAUGAUAGCCAUGCACAGAGGUGUUGUAUCCAAAUUCAAGCUCUGGUAAGAGGCCACCUAUGCAGGAAGAAAUACAAGUUUUCGAGGCAUCACGAGAGCGAGAUUGACAGGACUCCCCAAACGAAGCUGGUCUUAGAUGAGCGAUGUUCGAACAACAUGCAAGAAACUACAAUAUGCGAAGAAAGUGGAAACAAGCAGUCACCUGCUAGAACUCCGGAUCUAAAUUGCAAAAACUGGCAGUUAUAUGAGGAGGUGCUGGAUAGGUUGACAGAUCUCGCAGGAACUGGAAAUAUAGAUGACAUUUACCCAUGUUUGGAACUUGCGAAGGCCAUAGGUCUGGAUGAAGAGGCAAGAGCCGUGGAAGACGAGGUUUAUCAAAGAAAGGAAAGUACGCGGAACUGGUUAACACAGGUUAUUAAUGGAUGGGAUACUGGAAGAGUCAAUCUGCAGAAGCAUUUUGAAGAAGCGAACAGAGUAAAUCUGGCACCCCUGUAUGCUGUAGCUGAGGCGGUUGUUUUCGCUAGAGAAAAAGAAAUUGGUGAGAGUUUGGAAAUGGCAAUCUCCAGGGCUUCCCGAUGGGACUUCUACCUUUGGAUGUGUAGAGCGAAAGUUAUGGGUAUGGAGGAGGUCCUGACAUGUUCCUAUCAACUAUUUCAGAGGAAAUUAAAACUUGUCAAGGAUGCGCUAGAGAAAGAGUCAAAACUCGGCACUAAAGAUCAGUACAGCAUACCCUUUCAAGAAGCCACCUCAAUGGGUUUGCAAUCAGAGACAGGGCUGGCAAUGAAAGUCAUAUUGAAAAGGGUGCUGCAGUUCAUCAGACGAGCAAUCGUGCUUGUAGGCACAAAAUCCAGCAAACGCAAUCCUAGAGCACAAGACUGGAAAACAGUGGAGCAUGAGGGAACUCAGAUUGGGUUGGACAUGACUACCAUGGAAUACCUGAGGCAGGCAAUUAUAAGUAGCAGAACAUUAGAAUGUGUCAAGCGAGUCUGGAUUACCAAAUAUAAGACAAGCGACACGGGGGUGCCCAUUGAGUUGAUAAAUAAACGGCAUGGUUCUGUUGCUGGUUGGGAUAACACACUUGUAUACCCAACAAAUGGCCCGGAAUGCGAAAUUCCGGAGGUCUCGAACAACAACGGGAGAUCAAGCAAUCCAGCUACUAGACUCCCAGGGGAAACUUGGCCAUCAGUUGAUUCCAAAUUGCGGGAAGAUUCAAAGUGGGUUAUGCCGCAUAACUGGUUGGAAAUGCUGAGGCUUCAAAGCCUCUGGCAGCAGCAGAUGAUAAGCGAACGGACAUCGGGGCUCUUAGAUUUCAGGCCGGGUUCGCAGGAAGCAAAGAAAAUAAACUCAGAAUAUGACAAGCAUAUGUUGAACCAUCAUUGCGCUCGUCUGCGUGAGUCUGCUACAAGUCCCUUCAUAACUGGCAGUUUUCUAGAGAGCUUUACGCUCGAAGAAUUAAGUGAAAGGCAGAAAGACACGCUAGAAGUAGAACGGGACUACAGGCAGGAGGAGGCAGGACAGUAUGACGAUGAGGGGCUUGGAGGGGCUACUGACGUGGAUGAGGAAGAUUUGAAGCAAGUCGUUGACGGAGAUGAGCUACUUGUCGAACGGGUGACUAUUACCCCCAGCAAAAGCUCCAUAUCAAGAGAAAUGCUUGAAAGGAGAUUCAAUUGUGGUAGAAGAGACCUGAGAUGGAUGAUGAGACUAGACUUGAUCAACGAAGGCCUCACAUCUCUCGGUAAAAAUAGUAUCUUUCGCUGGUGCCCACGGCUGAGGUGCUUAUCGGUGGACACAAACAGGCUUACUACAUUUCAAGAAGUUUUUGAGGGUGGUGAAGGUUACCUAGAACAAUUAUCAGCCAGAGACAAUUUAUUGGAAGACUUGACUGGUUUGGAAGGACUUCAGAAACUGACCGUCCUACACUUAGACGGAAACUUCUUAACUCAGCUAACUGCAAAUAAAAAGCGAACCGGAAAAGAGAACUCUGCGGUGAACACGUGUGCUACAAGUAAUGACUGCUGUGGAGUUGUUCCAGGUCAAUUACCUGAGGUCUGCUGGUCGAGAUUGCAAGUCUUGACUUUAGCCUGUAAUCGACUAACAAACGUAUCACAGCUUGGUAGUCUCUGUCCAAACCUAGAAGUGUUGGAUCUUGGGUCCAACCAGCUCGUGACUUUUGGUAAAGGAGAAAAAAAUGCCUUGACUUGUCUUCAGCAUUUGAGGGUCUUAGAUGUUGGACAAAAUAAGCUUAAAAGCAGAAGCUUGUGGGAGGGCUUGAAACACUGUCCAGAACUUGUGUCAUUAGUGGCCUCACGGAACCAUCUCACAGAGCUUCCCAACCAUUUUGGGAGUGUCCUGCUGCGAGAAAUUUGGCUAAAUGGUAAUGCUAUCAAACAGCUGGGGUGCAAAGUAUGGCUUCCCAGUCUGCAAAGACUUUAUCUUCAGGACAACCUUAUCACAUCACUCGAGCCGUUAUGGGGAUGUCCAGCUCUCGAGGUUCUUGAUCUAUCUUUCAACUGUAUAUCUGAGCACUCUCAGCUGCAGCAUCUAUCGGGUUUCCCCAACCUGCGAUCCUUGCAGCUAAAUGACAAUCCAAUAUCAGAGCAAGAGGACCAUGCUGACUAUGUCCUACAAGCUGUCCCGUGGCUUGCAGAACUUGACAACGAAGCAGUUUCGAAGACUUCGCGCGACAAAGCCAUUUCCACAAUAUUUAACAACAUGAUGGAGGUGGUUGGUAUAGCUUUCGUGAAGGAGAAACUGGCUAGAGGAGACACGCUUUUACGUGGGUUCACCAAUCCAUGUAGCGCACAUAAGAUUUCUUUCAACAGACAAGAGCACAAUGAAAAUCGAAACGGCCAGUUCUUGAAUAGAAAUAUAUGGGAAGUAAAUGAUGUAAUGAACGGGGAAGCAGAUGAAGCUUCACUGUGGGCCAUCUUAAUGGAGACCAAACACCUUGCGCAAUCAAGCGCAGUUUUUCAGAGUCUUCUGACAAUGAAUGCAGAGAUUUUAAAACUUGGCACCCUUCGCGUUCUUACUGAAAGUGAGUUUGAGGCAAGAAGCAUUAUGACUGCGUACCAGCAAAUGACUCAUGGACUUCGAGGUAAACUCCAUGCGGCGACAAAAGAAAGAUGUUUCAGAGUUUCAAAAGAAACAGAUAUUUCUGGUCAGCACAUAUACCAGAGAUGGCCACUGGGCGAGACUAUCACUCAAGUUGGACCACUCAGCCGAUCGUCCGGAGUGAGUGGAACCAGCGAUAAAGAGGGAGCAUGCCACUUGGAGUGGUGUUUAGAAGAGCAUACUACUUUCGAUACACGAGCUUAUACUGAGAUCUACAAGGAGAAUGCUGAUUAUAGACUCGAGGCUGAGGCUCAGAGUAGGAGGGUGGUGAAGCUGCAAGCACUUGCAAGAGCAUACAUGGCUCGGAAAAGAGUAAAGGUGCUACUGAGAGCAAGGAGGGAAAAGCAAGAGCUAGAAACGCGAAGAGGUGUUGUUAGAGUGCAGGCUUUGUGGAGGGGUUGGAAGGUUAGAAGAGAGAAAAUCCUAGAACGCCUCAAACUUGAGGCUGUGGAAAGAAAGCUACAGAUUGAAGCAGCUAUACCCAUUCAAGCUCGGUGGCGAGGCUAUAUAACCAGAGUCAAAUUUCAACAGGCAAUGAAGAGGGCUAAAUAUACUGAUGAUGACGAUUUUGAUUAUGAACCAAUUGAUGAGAGUGACUUUCUUGCAGGUGAAUUAGCACUUGCUUCGUAUCAACCAGCUGACAUGUACUUGUUUGCUCUUGGAUCUACUUCUCAUGGGGCCAAAGACACUCCAAUUCUACGCAUGAGUGCUCUAGAGGAGUUUCAUCACGAGGAUACCUUAGCCAAGGACGCAAAACAAAUAGAAGCAAGCUUCACACCACAAAAGUGUCCAGGUACGAGUUUGAAAAACACCAAGACAGUAGAGGCCGCGCAGACAAGUACAUUUAUUUCACAGCCUUGCCGAGCCUCCAGUCUGGAUGGCAACGAGAAAGAGGUGGCUGAAGUGGCGAAGAACUUCAACCCGCUCACUUGUCUAGUUUCUGGUGCCAAAGCCAUUGAGAAAGUGAUCGAAGUUAAAAGCGUUGAGGGUAUUAUUCAGACAAAGAGUGUUGACAAGGAAAAAAGAUCAAAAGAGGUGAAAAGCCCUGACCCGCCGGUGCAGUUGGACCAGAAGUCUCUCAAGGAGUUGAUAGAGAGCAUGGGAUUCAACUCACCAUUUCCUUCAAAAAGUGUAAAUACGGAAGCGAAAGAGGUCCCGGAAGGUGACGUUUGUACAACAAUCAGUAGACAUCUUGACAGAUUGAUCAGUUCAUCGGUUGACAGUGAACAGCAGAUUAUAACAAGCGAGAGAGCCGAAUCACCGGUGGGAGAGUCGAAGAAGAAGGCAACAUUAGAUGACAAAAAGGCGGCGAUUGAAGAAAUAGCUAAGGACUGGGGUUUCAAAAGUGAGAGAACUGCUGAAGCCUACAUGAAGGCUAGGGAAAGAACAAUGAAGAAAGCUAAAGACAUGGCGCAGCAGCAAACUUUACGGGAUCCAGAAACACGAUUCAAGCGUUUCAAGGCAAAACUAGGAGGACAACUUCCAGCAGUAGUACCUCCAUUGAAGCUCUCCGAGUCAAAAGUUUCUUCUUCCUAUACUGCUGAGCGCCAAGUUAACGACUGCCAAAAGCACCUCAGAGAGCGAUUGUGUGAUAGCGGAGGUCAGAUCCUCGGGGCUGCUCCAAUUUCCCACCGGAAUGCCGCUCUUCUACAACCAGCUAAGGAUCAAAAGAAAAUUUCCUCCGUUACGGAGAUCCCAACUGAAAUGAAGAUGACCGAGAUGAAGAAAGAUCUAAGGAGAGUGUCCAUAAACAGCUCUCAUGGAGAGAUAUCACCGUGGCACAUUCCCAAGGUGUAUCUAAAUACUUCACUGGAUGCAUUUCUGAUCCGCGAUGGCCAAGACUCUGCGAGAAAGUAGGUAAGUGAGUGCUGAAAGUCUCAACUUUCAGAAAAGUGAAAUCAACUGCAGCCCUCAUCAUCAUGUAACGUAGAAUCGACUACUACAGCUGCCGAACAUCAUCAUUAGCUCAUCAUCUUUAAGCACAGGAGCUUAAUUUUGCGAGCAUAGAAUUCUUCAAGGAGUAUCAGUAGUAGCGAAUGCUUUCCGUUUUGACCAUUGUGAGAUAUAGAAAGAGCUGUAAUUUUUCUUGCUACCAAGCACGUGGAGCUGUCAAUCGACACGAAAGUAUUCGAGACAGCGUUAAGCUACGGCUGAUGUUAAUUCAUUACAUUGAUGGC
Molecule: messenger RNA, 7030 nt
Organism: Marchantia polymorpha subsp. ruderalis
Lineage: Eukaryota; Viridiplantae; Streptophyta; Marchantiopsida; Marchantiales; Marchantiaceae
Source: the annotation of a GenBank genome assembly